GAAGAAGAAGAAGGUCCAUUUGAAAGAAACAGAAACAUAGGAAGAAACCAGACACACUAAGACGAACCCUAAACCCUGGUAAGGACUAAGGAGUUAUUGACAUUGAUGCAUGGCGGAAGUUAACACUUUGGUGGUGCGAAAGCCCUGUUUUGGCCUCCCAACUGGUUGCCCUCAAUGCCUCUCUGCUUACAUCUAUCUCAAGUUCGCUCAAUUUCCCUUCUUCUUGGACUUCCACCUCAACAACCCUCAUUCUGAUCAAAUUCCUUACUUUGAGGUUGGUGACACUGUGGCUUAUAAUAAUGAGAAAGAAGGGAUCAUUGAAUGCUUGAAGAAAGAUGUUGGCGUAGUUGAUUUAGACAGUGGAGUUUCUUCACUCCCUGAUUGGAUUUCAACCAAAGCAAUUCUCACCGCUUGGCUUGCUGAUGCACUUGCCUAUGAACUCUGGCUUGGGUGUGAAGGUUCCUCUGCUUAUACUAUCUAUUACUCUGAUCUUCCGUGGCCGUUGGGGAAGAUUCUAUUUUGGAAGAAAGCUCAUUGGGUGAAGUUGAAGCAUGGGAUAACUAAUGACAAUGCUGAAGUGAAGAAAGAAGAGAUUUACGAGAGAGCAAAGUCUGCAUAUGAUGCCUUGUCAAGUUGCUUAGGUGAACAGAAUUACUUAUUUGAGAACAGGCCAUCAAGCUUGGAUGCUAUUUUUCUUGCACAUGGACUAGUUGUUCUUCAAGCUUUACCUGAGUCUUCAAUGCUGCGGACCAAGUUUUUGGAGCAUGCUAAUUUAGUUAGAUAUGUGCAACAAUGUAAGACAGAACUUAUUGAAGCCGCUCCAUCUCCUCCCUCUGGCCCACAAUUUCAUACCAAUGCAUCAUCGUCUGCUCCCAAAAGUCAUUCAAGUUCAAAGCCAAAGAACAAACCCAAAAGAGAGAAAACAAAGGAGGAGAAAACCUUCAAAAGGAAGGCCAAAUAUUUUGUAGCAGCACAGUUGGUUGCAGUUGUUGUUUUCCUCACACUUAUGACUUCAUUUGAUGAUGCUGAACUGGAGUUAGAUGAUGCUGAUGGGGGUUAUGAUUACUAUGAGUGAUAAUGCAUUCAUUUUUUUUAUCUUACUCUCAAUUAUAAAGCCAAGGGUGCCAACCUAAUAAAUCAAGUGUCACCUGUACUUUGUUACGAUGCAAAAUUGGAAAUUACCAUUUAUUCUUUAAGAUCCACUCAUACUAAUUACAAAAUCCAUUUUUGUACACCAAUUGAUUUUAUCGGAUUGAUCAUUGGAAUAUGCUAAUUUUUAGAGUUGAAGGAAAUGAACCAUGACUUGACUCUUCA
Molecule: messenger RNA, 1314 nt
Organism: Cajanus cajan (pigeon pea)
Lineage: Eukaryota; Viridiplantae; Streptophyta; Magnoliopsida; Fabales; Fabaceae
Product: metaxin-like protein
Biological process (GO): mitochondrion organization
Cellular component (GO): cytoplasm; SAM complex; mitochondrial outer membrane
Source: RefSeq, a predicted model, not a curated record